AUGCAUUAUAACUUAAUAAAGAGCAAGAUUAAUACUAAUUAUGUAAUAGAUCCAUAUGUAAGUAUGUUAUAUUUGAAAAGAGCAUAUAAAUAUCUACAAUUGUUAAAAAAAAAUAACGGAAAUAUCAUAAUAUUAGGAAAUAAAUUUAACGAAAUAAAAUUAGAAAAUUAUUUUAAAAAUAUUGAACAUAAAGAGAAAUGUGAUUUAAAUACUUUAACAAAUGUAACAAAAUCUUAUGACUUAUUAAUAUGUACAGAUCUUCCAUUGUAUUAUUCACAUAUUAAAAAUAUUUUUCUUCCUAAAAUGUUAAUAGCAGAUGGAUAUAGUUUUGUUAAAAAUAAAAAUUAUUUGCAUAUAUUUGAUUAUUUCAUCCCACUAACAAAUCAAAAAUUAGAUAAACAUUUACAUUAUGUUUUAUCUAAAAAGUAUUUAUCAUAG
Messenger RNA from Plasmodium gallinaceum, 438 nucleotides. Its product is annotated as conserved Plasmodium protein, unknown function. NCBI's taxonomy places the organism in Eukaryota, Apicomplexa, Aconoidasida, Haemosporida, Plasmodiidae. The record is from RefSeq and is a predicted model, not a curated record. The transcript has a single exon. Bases 1 to 438 code for a protein of 145 amino acids.